Molecule: messenger RNA, 2136 nt
Organism: Linepithema humile (Argentine ant)
Lineage: Eukaryota; Metazoa; Arthropoda; Insecta; Hymenoptera; Formicidae
Gene: CCT8
Product: chaperonin containing TCP1 subunit 8
Biological process (GO): protein folding
Cellular component (GO): chaperonin-containing T-complex
Molecular function (GO): ATP hydrolysis activity; ATP binding; ATP-dependent protein folding chaperone
Source: RefSeq, a predicted model, not a curated record
UUCCCUAGCACGGACACAGUCUCGAAAAAUCUCAACUGCAUCGCAUUCAAGCGAAACGAGAUCGUAGUCAAUUGUGGUGUUAGUCACACGUGGAAAAGCGAUCUUUCGAAAUUUCUGACAAAAAUGGCUAUGCACGUACCGAAAGCGCCUGGUGUAGCGCAGAUGCUUAAGGAUGGGGCCCGCUAUUUCUCUGGCCUUGAAGAAGCGGUUUACAGGAACAUAACAGCCUGCAAACAAUUUGCGGAUACUGUAAGAAGUGCAUAUGGUCCUAAUGGCAUGAAUAAGAUGAUUAUCAAUCACAUUGAAAAACUAUUUGUAACUAAUGAUGCAGCAACAAUUAUUAAUGAACUGGAAGUGGAACAUCCAGCUGCAAAGCUAUUAGUUUUAGCAUCAAAAAUGCAAGAAGCUGAAGUAGGAGAUGGAACAAACUUUGUUAUUAUCUUUGCUGGAGCACUGCUUCACGCUGCGGAAGAACUUCUUCGCCUGGGGAUUACAACUUCAGAAAUUGUUGAAGGCUACGAAAGUGCCUUAGACAAAGCACUUGAAAUUUUACCUACCUUAAUUGUUCAGAAGAUAGAUGAUGUACGCGAUGAAAACCAAGUUAAAAAGGGAAUCAGGAGUGCUAUUAUGAGCAAACAAUAUGGAAAUGAGGAUUUUCUCGCUUCUCUUGUCACUCGGGCUUGUAUUGCCAUCUUACCGGAGGAAACAGCAUUUAAUGUCGACAAUGUACGAGUUUGCAAAAUACUUGGAAGUGGCUUGAACAACUCUCAAGUGGUGCAAGGCAUGGUAUUUAAGCGUCAGGUAGAAGGAGAAGUCACGAAGAAGAUUAGCGCAAAGAUCGCGGUUUACACUUGCGCCGUGGACAUCACUCAGACUGAGACCAAGGGCACCGUGCUGAUAAAGACAGCCGACGAGUUGUUGAAAUUCUCGCGUGGCGAGGAAUCGCUGCUGGAGACUCAGAUCAAAGCUAUUGCUGACAGCGGCGCCGAAGUGGUGGUGUCCGGCGGAAAAUUUGGAAACAUGGCUCUACACUACAUGAACAAGUACAAUCUGAUGGCUGUUCGGAUUCCGAGCAAAUUUGACGUCAGGCGAUUAUGCAAGACUGUCGGCGCCAUAGCGCUCUCAAAGCUGGUGCCUCCGUCGAAAGAAGAGUUGGGAUACGCUGAUACAGUAUACAUAGACGAGCUGGGGGAUACUAUAGUGGUGAUAUUCAAAUUGGAGGGAAAGGAGAGCCGCGUCAGCACUGUGCUUGUGCGCGGUUCCACCGAGAAUUACAUGGACGAUAUUGAGCGCGCAAUUAACGAUGGUGUUAACACUUUCAAGGGCAUUACCAAAGAUGGCAAAUUUGUCCCAGGCGCAGGUGCUACGGAAAUCGAACUGGCCGCACAGGUGGCGUCGUAUGCUGACACGCUACCUGGUCUGGAGCAAUACGCCGCGCGCAAAUUCGCCACUGCUUUAGAGGUAUUUCCCAAAACGCUGGCCGAGAGCACUGGCGUUCAUGCAUCCGAGCUUCUGUCGAAACUUUACGCCGCGCAUAAAGAAGGAAAGAAGAACCAUGGUUUCGAUAUUGAUAAUGGUGGUGCAGCCCUGAUUGAUACCGUUGAGGCAGGAAUCCUGGACUUAUAUUUGACGAAGAAAUGGGCGAUGAAGUAUGCAGUUGGUGCAGCAUGCACAGUUCUUAAAGUAGAUCAAAUUAUUAUGGCAAAACGAGCAGGUGGCCCGAAGGCUCCACCCAGUGGUGCUCGCGAUGAAGACGAGUAAUAAAGAAUCAAUCGCUGGCGUAAUCUUUGUUGUAAGAAUUCAGCAAAUGUAUUAAAUAAAAACUGUGAUUGUACGUAAUGAUGAAAAAUGGAGUAGUAUUCAGUAGCAAACAAUAUUUUUUUAUAAAUACAGAUAUGAUAUAAUCAUAAAUUUUCAUGUUUAAUUUAUAAUGUGGCUGCGCAAAUUUUAAUGUAUUUCAAAUAUUAAUAGAAUAGAAAGGAUAUAUAGGCAAAUGACAACAUUUAACUUCACUUCUUAUUCUAUUUCCAAGAAUAAACAAAAGUUUCUACAAUUUUUAACUUUUAUCCAAUACAUCUGCUGAAUUCUAACACAGAUAUCAAAUAAAAUUGUUAAAUAAAUUUGUAUUCAAUGUCA